Molecule: messenger RNA, 852 nt
Organism: Encephalitozoon romaleae SJ-2008
Lineage: Eukaryota; Fungi; Microsporidia; Unikaryonidae
Exons: 1
Coding region: 1-852 (283 amino acids)
Source: RefSeq, a predicted model, not a curated record
AUGUUUUACCUUCAAUUCAACAUCAUAAUCAUUCCAAAAAUGGGGUACAUGAUUAGAACUGCCCUAUUCAGCAGUGAUAUUUUGCACAUAGAAUUCAUAGAAUGCGAUUUGUUUAUGUGUGUCGGAAGCACUCUUUACAUAUUGAACAUGAAAGGAUUAAUAAGAGAAGAUGUAAGUCUCCCCUCAAAUGAGGUGAGGGAGAUAUUUAAGUUCAAGGAUGUUGUGUUUCUUCAAAUUGAGAAGCAUGGAUAUUAUUACUUCAAGAUAGAUAGUCCUAUGCUUACAAAGGCUAGAUGGGGGAUAGAAAAGAUGCAUGUCAACAGCAAUGCAAUUUUUUCCCAUGGAUGUGUUAUAUUCUUUCUCGAUUCCUCGACACUUCAGCCUAAUCAUAUCGUAACUAUGCCCAGUAAAAUAAUAGACUUUGCUGAAGUUGGAUCAGACAUAUAUGUUCUAGUUGAGACACAUUUAUGCAUGAUUCAGAAUUGGAAGCUGAACAGAGAGAAUGUGCUGAUAAAGUCUAUUGAAUUUCUAAGCCAUUUGAAGUUUGUUUCUGUAGUUUCUAAUGGGCUUGACCUUCUGGUUCUCGAGAACAGCUACGAGAUGGUUGUUUAUGGAAAAGAGGUACUCAGACCGAUAAAGAAAAAAAGCAACUACCAAGGAUUCAAAGUCUUUGGAACUCUAUUUAUACUUCUACUAUCGGACAGCGUGGAGUUAUAUUGCUCUGUCACCCAUAAGAUGCUUACAAAGCUGUGUUUUACACCCAAAGCAAUCGCCUAUGAUUCCUAUAGAAGAAGACUAUGGUUACACUCUGACUUUCUGUAUGAAAUAGAUGUUUCAAAAAUCACUAUAUGA